Molecule: messenger RNA, 3142 nt
Organism: Larimichthys crocea (large yellow croaker)
Lineage: Eukaryota; Metazoa; Chordata; Actinopteri; Sciaenidae
Gene: kcna2b
Product: potassium voltage-gated channel, shaker-related subfamily, member 2b
Exons: 3
Coding region: 589-2091 (500 amino acids)
Biological process (GO): potassium ion transmembrane transport; action potential; protein homooligomerization
Cellular component (GO): voltage-gated potassium channel complex; dendrite; juxtaparanode region of axon
Molecular function (GO): delayed rectifier potassium channel activity; protein binding
Source: RefSeq, a predicted model, not a curated record
AGUGAGGACAGGAGUGUCGGGGAAGGGGGAGCGCAGAGGGAUGGGGCGAGGCGCGCAAGAAGCUCUUAGUAUGCGGUGCGAUGCCCUACUGCAGCCCACGCGUCUCAACUAUGGUGAAUUAUGGUGAAAUAUGAGAGGCAUGGGAAGAACCGGCAGCUCAGAAACAGUUGGUCGUGAUGAGAUGACACAGCCGCUGGACAGAUUAGUCAAAUAGGGAAGAAAAACAGAUAUGAAGGAAUGGACUCACGACCUCAAGGCACCUUUUAAGACGAGACAAACUGGAUAAAAAUACAUGCGUCUGCGCACCGAGAGAAUCAGGAGCCGGAGCUUCUGGUGAUAUAUGGCUGGCAAAAAGGAGCUGCGUUGACCGUGGGGGGCUGACUUUUUACCGGACACUUCUGCUGAGCCCGUUACGCAGUACCACCAGAGGACACACUGUUGAAGAAGCCCUAUAAGAGCCAGUGCAAAUAGCUCUUCACAGGCAGGUCUGCCUGUACCUGAACCCACAAGCGUGUGGGGCCUUUAUCUCCUUGUGGCCCAACGUGGCCCCACCCUGUCUGAAACCUGCAGGUCCCAUCUCCUUCCAGCAUGACGGUUGCUACCAGCGACCCUGCGGAUGAAGCAGCAGCACAUCCGGGUCAGCCUCAUGACCAGUACAACCCAGAGCCAGAUCAUGAAUGCUGCGAGAGGGUCGUCAUCAACAUCUCAGGCUUGCGCUUUGAGACGCAGCUCAAGACCCUCUCCCAGUUUCCAGAGACACUGCUGGGGGAUCCCAAAAAAAGGAUGAGGUAUUUUGAUCCUCUACGAAACGAGUACUUUUUUGACCGGAAUCGACCCAGCUUUGAUGCUAUUCUGUAUUACUACCAAUCAGGAGGGAGGUUGCGGCGGCCUGUUAAUGUGACCCUGGACAUUUUUUCUGAAGAGAUCCGGUUUUAUGAAUUGGGUGAGGAGGCUAUGGAAAUCUUCAGGGAGGAUGAAGGAUUCAUAAAGGAGGAGGAGCGACCUCUGCCAGAGAAUGAGUUUCAGAGACAAGUAUGGCUGCUGUUUGAGUAUCCAGAGAGCUCAGGUCCUGCUCGCAUCAUAGCCAUCAUCUCUGUCAUGGUCAUUCUCAUCUCUAUUGUCAGCUUCUGUUUGGAGACACUGCCAGUUUUCCGAAAUGAUGAGGAGGAGAUGUACAAUUUUCCAUUCCAGUCCAUGUCCAAUACCACCUCUACCUCUGAUGGCUCAACAUAUUUUACAGAUCCUUUCUUCAUUGUGGAGACCCUCUGCAUCAUUUGGUUCUCUUUUGAAUUCCUAGUUAGGUUCUUUGCCUGUCCCAGCAAAGCUGGAUUUUUUGGAAACAUCAUGAACAUCAUCGAUAUUGUGGCCAUCAUCCCCUACUUCAUAACCCUGGGCACAGAGUUAGCAGAGAGGCCAGAGGACAGCCAGGCAGGCCAGCAGGCUAUGUCUUUGGCUAUUCUUCGUGUCAUUCGUCUAGUCAGAGUGUUUCGUAUUUUCAAACUGUCACGUCACUCCAAGGGGCUGCAGAUCUUGGGACAGACUCUGAAGGCCAGUAUGCGUGAGUUGGGCCUCCUCAUCUUCUUCCUGUUUAUCGGUGUGAUCCUCUUCUCCAGUGCUGUAUACUUUGCAGAAGCAGACGAACCACAUUCCCAGUUCAGCAGCAUUCCUGAGGCCUUUUGGUGGGCUGUGGUUUCCAUGACCACUGUGGGCUACGGAGACAUGGUCCCAACAACCAUAGGAGGAAAGAUCGUAGGGUCUCUCUGCGCAAUUGCCGGUGUGCUGACUAUUGCCCUGCCUGUACCUGUCAUUGUGUCAAACUUCAAUUACUUCUACCACAGAGAGACAGAGGGCGAGGAACAGGCACAGUAUCUAAAUAUCCCAAGUGUGCCUAAAGCCAGCUCGGCUGAUGAUCUAAAGAAGAGUGGUCGGAGCGGCAGUGGAUCCACUCUUAGUAAGUCUGACUAUGUGGAGAUCCAGGAGGCUGUGAAUCACAGCACCGAGGACUUCAGACCAGAGGCCAUGAAAACAGGAAACUGCACCCUGGCCAACACUAACUAUGUAAAUAUCACCAAGAUGCGUACAGAUGUAUAAUGUGAGCUACUGUUAACUUCAGCUGGGGCCUACAGGGACUGUAACGGGGAGGAUGAAGGUAUGACUCCUGUAUUGACCAACGUAUGGCACCCAGUAUGGGAGUCCAAUGCAGAUGAGUGAGAAUAACCGGGAGAAAGGGUCAUUAGAGGGGACCUCAUCUUCUCCUACAUCCUAUGGCGCAUAUCAUAGAACUGCCACCCCGUCUUAUUUAAGACAUUGUCAGUGUUCUGCAUGGAGUUAGUCUUACCUAUGUGACAGUAGUUGUCCUGCUCGCAACAGUAGCCAGAUAGUAGCCUAACCAGUAAUAAUCAAUAUUAACAGUGUAAAGGGAACAAUAGUUUUUACCUUCUUGCUCAAACUGCCGCCAGGAGAAGAUGCACGAUAUCAGUAAUUUAGAUCAGCAUUACCUUUAUUUUUAAAUGUCAAAUGUAACUUAACAUAUUAACUUGAUUAAAAAUAGGCCAUACUAUCAGCACUCGUGAGCAAUUUUAAUCUGCUGCUCUAACUGCCAAGGUCCUGACUCAGAGACAAACAAAAUCAUCAAGAUCACAGCUGUUCUGUCAGGGGACAACUGAAGUGAGCAACAGAGAGUGAGAGAUACUAAUAUGAUUUUGGUCGAAUGGUCAUUUGUUGCUUCCUGAGAAGAAGCCUUAGUACACUGGCAUCCCUCCCCAGGCCCUCACUAGACAUGGUCUUGUACAAGCCAGUGGCACCUGUAGAGAUCAAGAUGACAGUGCUGUGCUUUAAUUCUGGACCACAAUAGCACACCACCGUCUUUUUCCUGCCAUUUUUACUUGAUGAAGUGGAUUUACGGAUGUACCCCUUCGCCGUGAGUCUGCCUUUUUUUGUGUUCCUAGCCCAUGCAGACUCUCAGACGGACAGAAGAAAUGUCUCUCUAAACAGAGUGAAUGUCUUUUUUUAUUUAUUGAUGUGUGUACAUUUGAUUUGUAGAAAUGUAUGUUAUUUUUAGUAAUUUAGUGAUGAAUGUGUGACAUUGAAAGAAAGAUUGUGAAUAUUUUUUCUAUAGCGUUCUGAAUGAGUGCCUAUUACU